AGAAUUCAUAAAAGUCCUCAACCCACCGCUUCGAAGCCCGUUUCAACUGAAACAACCCUCGAGAUGCUCCUCAAGCAGAUCCUCGCCUUCAGCGCUUUCCUGGCCGCCAUAGCCUUCGCUAGCCCUGUUCCGGCUCCCGCUGAGGACGGUCUCAUCAUCAUUGAGCAGACCGAGACCGAAAACGGAACCAUCACCUGGUAUGGCGAUGAAUCGACUCCCAUCACGGCUCGCUCCACCCCGUCACCCGAGCUCGACAAACGCUGCGGCUCCAACGCCGUGACCUGCUCCGGUUCCCACCGGGCCUACGCGCCCGUGUGCACCAACUUGAUCAACAGUCUUUCGAGCCAGGCCAUCCCGCAGUCUCCUCGCUCGGUCUGCUUGAGCCAGGGCGGCAACCAGUGCUGCAUCAGCUGGGCGAACGUCGUCCAGGAUGCGCAGUUCUAUUACCUGCAGUCCGCGGCCCGGAAGGCGCUGAAUGGCUGUGUUAGCAGCAGCUAUGUCAGUGCAUUGACUAGGGAUACAUUGAUUGGAAAUACUUGCACUACCCAGUGCCUUUCUAAUCGCGCCACUGGUUGCUCCUAGAUAGGGGGUGCGAGAUACCGCCUUUGGGAGACGACCGAGUGCCCUUGGGGAUUGGCGUGAAAUGGAGGUAACUUCCAUGGUCUGACAUGAACACAGGGUGUUGAGGGAGAGCUUGAGGUAGAAAUUAGGGUAUGAACGAGGAAGAGCUUGUACCUACCUCCAGGUAGUGUACAUAUGACAUGGACACAUCAAUCAAUCACCAGAUUGCCUCCUUUGGGAAAGAUCAAUUCGACGGACGUCGACUUCCUAUUUCAACUCAUUGUGCGCGGAAUCCACUGUGGUAGAGGUACUAAAGUAGUACUUGGACUGGACGCUUCGUUCCGUCGUUUCAGUUGUUCGGUCACGAACCGGGCACUGCAGUCGAAGAUGACAUGGAACAGUUGGUGAAGCUGCAGCUGGAGUGGUCCGGGUGUCGCUCGCCAAUGCAGUGGAUAGCGGGAGGGCAACAGCACCCGACACUGCGGUCUUGGCAUCGCAGGCCGCUAGCACUAACAAUGCAGGAACUAGUGUUAGUCGCCGAGAAGACACCAUAGGACUAAGGAAGUCGCGUGUCGCUUACCCUAUCAUGUAUUCUGAAUAGACGUAAAUUUGAUG
Messenger RNA from Neurospora crassa OR74A, 1176 nucleotides. RefSeq lists its product as hypothetical. NCBI's taxonomy places the organism in Eukaryota, Fungi, Ascomycota, Sordariomycetes, Sordariales, Sordariaceae. The record is from RefSeq and is a predicted model, not a curated record. Bases 64 to 582 code for a protein of 172 amino acids. The transcript is spliced from 3 exons.